AGCCUUGCUUGAGAGUCAAGUAAACCUCUCUAUAUAAAGAGAAAAGAUGUAUCAAUAUAAUCAAGCAAGAAUUAAGAAGGAAAUCCCUUCCCUCUUGCCCGGCCGUGAGCAAAAAGGCCCCCGGCCGGCACUCUCGCGCCCUCCUUCUAGCAGCGCCAUAACAAUUUGGUAUCAGCUAGCUUCGGUUCGAUCAUGUCUUCACCACCGCCAAGCCCAUCUCUUCUGCUGCCUGUCACCUUGUCGCCUCCGGCGACCACCACGACCGUCACCCCGCUCCUGCCCGCGCCGGGAUCCUCUGUCGCGCCCGCCCCCACCGUCCUCACCUGGGAGGACGUGUCUGGGGUGCUGCGGGACCUAACCCAGGCGGUCCAGGAGAUCCACCUGUUCUUGGCCGGGUCCUACGGGCCGCACUCGGUUGUGCCGCCCAUCGCCGCCCCCGCGCCGCCGUGGCUGCCAUGGCAGCCGCCGCACCAGGCGGCCUUCGCCGCGCUCGGCGGGCCGCUGCAGCUUCCAUCCAUCGCCACCACCGCCCAGCCCUGGCUGCAGUGGCAACCGCCGCUCCUGGCGGCCUCCGCCGCGCCCGGCGCGACAGCGCAACAGCCGCUGCAGCUGCAGCAGCCACCGCCGGUCAGCUCCGCCGCCCAGUAUGGGAUGCCCUACGACGGGAGUGCGACGACCUCGUUUCCAUCAGCGCCGCCGCCAUCCCAGGGCGUCCACAUCCAGCAGAUCAAGUCCCUGCCGUCGCCGUCACCGCUUUCGUCUUGGAUCGCUACCCGCCACGUGUCGGCGGCGGUGAGGCUGCAGGCUGCUGCGCGCGGCCUCCUAGCGCGUCGGCGUGUGCGGGCGAUGCGUGGUCUGCAGCUGCCGCUCCUCCAAGUUGCCCUUCGCUGCGCAAAGGACCUCGAUCUCGUCCGCUGCGUCGGGGAUCUUGGGCAUGUGGUUUCCCCCACGGGCGGCCGGCAUGCUGUUUUCCUCGCGGGCAGCGACCUCAAAGUCUGCGACAUCGGCGGUUGGGGGGGCGCACCCCUCCUCGUCAUUCUUCAUCGCAAGUCCUCCACUCUUUCCUGUGCGGUGCAGACCAACAACCAUACACGUGCACUCCUUUUGUCCAGGUGGUGUCCAUAGGAUCCAGGUGGCUGUACACGUGCACGUCCAAAAUAAAGCGUCCUAGUCUAUUUCAGGUUGAGAAUAAUAAAACAAGCUGAGAUGUAAAAGGCUUGUUUUUAGGUGUUAGGUUUGUGUUGCGUCGAGUCAUGGUUAUAAGUUGGUUUGGCUGCAGCUCGAGGACAAGCUGCAUGUCCAGGUGGGGUGUAGUGUUAGAGUACGUAAUGGGCCUAAUGGGCCCAUUAGUCUUAGGGUUAAUUAGAGAUAAGGGUCGUUUGCUUAGGGGUCAAGUAAGCCUUGCUUGAGAGUCAAGUAAACCUCUCUAUAUAAAGAAAGAAGAUGUAUCAAUAUAAUCAAGCAAAAAUUAAGAUGGAAAUCCCUUCCCUCUUGCCCGGCCGUGGGCAAAAAGGCCCCCGGCCGGCACUCUCGCGCCCUCCUUCUAGCAGCGCCAUAACAAAUACACCCUUAUCGUUUCAAGGCAAAUUAUACAUAGUGUGGAUGAGCUUCACAUUCGAAGAGAACUCGGAUAUAUUCCAAGUUGAUCCACCACAGGAUGAUCAUGUGGUGGGCUCAGGUUCCUCAUUAUUACCAGAACCCAAGUUGGUUGCCACAAUUCCAACUGAGACUCUCACUCGUCCUAUCUUCCUGGUAGAAUGCGACUCACAGAUCCUUGUGACUGGCUAUACUGAUAGCUCCUGGUCGCAUAUGCUCAUUCAUAGACUUGCAGAUAUAACAUCGGAAAAACUGAUUCCGGUAAGAAGCAUUGGGGACAAGGCCUUGUUCCUUAAUCAUGUGAGGAGUCUGUCUGUUUCCUGUAAUGGGCCAUUGCCUACUGUUGUCAGCAACACCAUUGUUCAAGCCAGUCUGACAAAUGGGUCACUUACUGAGUAUAACCUUAGUACUGACGCUUGGUCACGACCUAUGGAUGGUUGCAUCCUAAGUGGCCCCGUAUUUGGCCCCUGUUGCCUUGUCUACCAUAUCUACACCUGCUGCAUUCGUGAAUACUGGAACAAAGGACAACUAUGCAAUCGGAAGAAAGCGUGCAACUGGCGAGUGAAGGGAAAGUGGCGCAGUGGGGUAUAGUCCACCUUGCUUAAGUUUCAAUGUUCCCCUUUUGGGUUUUACUCUGCUGGCGCUCAACACUUUUGCUGCUAAUCUAUUUACUAUUAGUAAGCGUGCACGUGCAAAUGCAUGCUUCGACUAAUAUUACAAACAUAUGUGAGAAUUAACAUACACACAAAAAUAUUUUGGCUGCACUAAAAAUUAUUACAAAUCAAGAAAACAUGUUUAUGACCAGUUCAAUUUAGUUGGUUCAAAUUAGUGUAAUUUCAUACAUAGCAUAAUGCUCACUGCUUUCUUAUGGUUCUCUGUUGCGAUCGUACGAAGAUAAAUCACACCUCAUUUAAUUUGUUGCCACAUAUACCAUGACAAACUGGCUCGGGUCACCACAUAAAGCCACAGUUAGCAUGAUGAUCAUCUAGCUAAACCAGUGCACUGAUUAUGUGCGAACGAAUGCAAAUUGAUGUAUAGAAGCUAGAGCUCAGUAUAAUGUCGGUGGAGCAAUGACCACAAAAUUUAGCUACAGCCACCACUAAACUGAAUCAUCUUAAAGCAUGUUCAUGUUCAUGUCCAUGUCAGUCUCACCGAUGCUUACGCAGUCCACACACUUAGCUCAUGCGCAAGCAGCUCAUACUUGUGAGAGGAGAUGAUGGGAGAAAGUCGCUCAAUCUUGCAAGUGUCGUACCAUGGGGGAGACGGAGACCCGGGGCAGACGGGGCGAGUCCUUUGAGAUCAGGGGAGAAGCAAGGCUGCCACUACAAACACCCACAAAAGAUCAGUAAAAGAAGCCAAGAAAGGAUUUAGUACAACUUAUAAUGUACUCCCUCCGUCCCAAAUUGGUUGACUUAGAUUUGUCUAGAUACGGAUGUAUCUAACACUAAAAUGUGUUUAAAUAUGUCCGUAUCUAGACAAAUCUGAGUCAACUAAUUCGGACGGAGGUUGUACUUCCCUAUACAUCAGGACACCUUGAAGUGGUAGGAUGAGUUCUCAUCGGGUGCUGUAACAAGAUAAAAAUCUGACAUGUGAUCAGGUGAACAUAGCAGUUCUCUGGUGAUCUAAGGCUACCUUGAAAGGCUUCAACUAAACAGUACACUAAUGGCCAAUCAGCCGAUUCUAGAAUUGUGGAGUCCAUAUUGAUAUAGUAGGUUAAGGACUUAAAGUGAGCCAAGUUGUUAAUUUUUCUCAUUCCCGACAUAUUAUCAGAUUAGUCUGGAAUGCUGGCACCAUCACCUUCUAUAACACAGACCUCUUUCGAUAGAGGGCUCCGUCCAAUAUGAGCUUCAGAUGGACUUGUUCGAGCUGUCCUGUAGCUAACCAAGCAAACAUCAGCAGGAAGAUUGGAUAAGGGUUUUGGCUUUUCUGUCCCAUACGCUUUCGUCUCAUGCAAAUCAUCCUCCUUGCUGACCA
Molecule: messenger RNA, 3570 nt
Organism: Triticum aestivum (bread wheat)
Lineage: Eukaryota; Viridiplantae; Streptophyta; Magnoliopsida; Poales; Poaceae
Product: leucine-rich repeat extensin-like protein 5
Exons: 2
Coding region: 193-1125 (310 amino acids)
Source: RefSeq, a predicted model, not a curated record